Messenger RNA from Spodoptera frugiperda (fall armyworm), 3373 nucleotides. RefSeq names its product von Hippel-Lindau disease tumor suppressor-like. The transcript has a single exon. Lineage: Eukaryota; Metazoa; Arthropoda; Insecta; Lepidoptera; Noctuidae. Bases 535 to 1044 code for a protein of 169 amino acids. The record is from RefSeq and is a predicted model, not a curated record.
AAGUAUAAAAUUGUCAUUUUGUUUUCUAAUAUGGCAGUUUUCAAUUUUCUAGUAAAAUAAUCGGAAACAUUGAUAUUUUUCGAUAGCUAUUCCGAAACAAUAUCAAUCUAUGUAGUGAGGAAUAGUGUAUCUGUGUUGUUUGGUCUAUGCAAAUUGCUAUUGACGUCAUCAUGAAAUCUGAAGUGACGUGUGUGAGUUAAAAAAUAUUACAUUGGAUUUAUCGUCAGUGAGAGGAUUUGGUACAAUUAUGUUAUAAUAUGGUGUAAUUUUAAACAUUGAGUGUGCCCGUGAUGUAUGUGUAAGGCAAGUCGUAGUGUUAGCGUGUGGUAAUUCAAUUAAUACUCACAUCUUUGCCGAUAACUGCGACACAGACUGCCAUUGUUGACAAUUAUUCAGCGGAAGUGUUCUCCAGACGGUAACGCUACAUUGACAUUUCUCGCCAUUCGCGGGAAUUUCGAAAUUGUGGUGCGCACUGUGCUACCUUUGGCCCAGUAAAAAUAAUUGGAGGUGAAUUUUGUGCGUGAUAAUAUAACAAUGGCUAUAAACGACGAGCUUGUAUACGAAGUUAAUGAGAAGGGCGAGAAUGUUCUCGUUAAAUCGAUAAAUUCAGAUCACCAAGCGUAUCUUCGCUUCACAAAUCUAACAUCGCGAGCGGUGGACGUGUGGUGGCGUGAUUUUGCUGGGAAGAAACGAUUUUACGAGCGGAUGGAGCCGGGCGCGUUCUACGAUAUCAACUCUUACUUAACACAUCCUUGGGAGUUCACUGACGCAACGACCGGGGAGCACUACGUGAUCAACAACAAGCUUGUGUUCAGGGCGCCGGAGCGUGCGGGCGACCUCCGGUACAGGACGAACUGGAACAUCACCGUGCCUGUGCGGACCUUGAAGAGCACGGCCAUGCAGACCCUGGCGUCGCUGCUGCCCCACCCAGACGCAGCUAGUGAGCUGGACCUGCCCAACGUACUGUCCCGAGAGCUGGCAGAGCUGGUGACGAGGAUGCGCCGGGCCCCUGCGGUGGAGGAACCGGCGGAGAACACGUGGUGAUGGCUGUACAUGCCAGUGGUGGUGCUGCUGCUCACACUGGCCGGUCUGAUGCUGCUCUGGUGUGUGUCUGUGAAGAGGUCUCACAAAAUAGGUUUGAUCAUUCUUUUCUUUUCUGUCUGGCAUCUGUUGAAUGCGCUGCAAAACCCCAGCGUGGAGUCCAGUCUGAUAGACUACACAGAGCAAAGUGUGGUGCGGAAAGUGUUUUAAAGAGGUGAUAUUUCUAGUCGGCCUGUUUCUUAAAGAAAUGACGGACGGUGCUGUAGACAGAGAGUGAGAGAAUACUGCAAGUGGAAUUAUGUUAUUGUAAGCUAUUAUUAAUGUAUUACUUACUCACAAUUGAGUAAAUUCUGUUUAUUGUGCAUUUAUCAAAAUUCCUUUAGUUUAUAUUGACUUACAUUAAUGUGAUCUAGUAUUGUUAAGUGAUACUGCUCAUUUGGUAACUCGUAAUGGCAAGAUUAAUUAUUAAAUAAUGUUCUUGAUUGGCAGAAGUUUGAGCAUUAAGGCUGCUAUAAUAUGUGUCAUUUUGUAAUGAUAUAUCAAAAAAUAUUUGUUUGAUAUUUCAUAGAUGUGCUGGUUGAGACAUCAAGGAAAAAUUAAAAUUAGACCUAAAUUACUAAUUUCUGUCUGGCUGAUUAUACCAUACCUUUUAUUCUAAGGGGGAAAAUUAUCCAAUGACUUCUCUACACUAUACUAUAACUUGCAAUAGUGUUAGACAAUACAAUGCGAAUGUUUUUAAUGUUAUUAUGUUUCCGCCUGUUUUCCUUUCUAUUUAUAUCUAUAACUGCCUUUACUCAUUCUCCUUUGUAUUCACACACUUCUACUAAAACAAGUAUGGAAAACAUACAAGCAACUUAAUAAGCUAUUCAGUUAGCAGCCUUUCUUUAAUCUUUAAAACUAUGGAAAUCCUCAUAGAUACCUUUUCUCUUAGGAUGUGCAUCAGACUGCAGGUUAUGUCAGACUCUUACCGACUAAAACCACACACUCUCUCUGAAAACAAGAGAGUCACUGAGUACUCGAGUGAAGAAACUCAAGAGUUACACUCAUUUUAUGUUACUACAACCUAUCUUUAGGUGUUAAAUUCAUUUAGCAACAUAGCCUGUUUAAUGAAUGACAUUGCAGUUCAAUUCUGGUUGUAUAUUUCCAAUGGCGAUUCGAAUUUUGUGCUAUUCGCAAUUUCUAAUCUAACCUACCUAUAAAUUCUGGUGGUAAUUGUGUUCUAAUAACAAAUUCAUCCAUUCAAUCAAGCGGCUAGUUAUUCAGGUUGUUAGUUGAAUGGCUAAUUAAGUUAGUUGGCUGGCUGCAACAUAUAAUAAAAUACUUGUACAGUGUGUAACUAUAUCUGUGUCAUUCUGUAUGUAACCCAAAUGUCACAACCGCAAAGGUCAUAAUGAAUAGAUUAUUUUUAAUGAUAAUCAUGAAGUAUACUCGACAAUAUUCAUAAUUAUUUUAAGUUUAAUUUUGUAAUAAAUGGUUUAAUAUAAUGAGUAUGUGUGUGUCUGUAUGCAGAGUAUUUUAAACAUGAUUGAUUAAUAUUAUGUUAAUACAUAGUAAUGCAAUGUGAAAUUGUUCUUUUAAAUUCUUUUGUGUAAUAUGUUAUUUAGAGGAAAAAGAAUACAAAAUUCUAUCUUGGUCACUGGUCACAUGAUUUUUUUGGAAUGCAUAUUAUGUUAUUAUCUAUUGUUACAUUUAGUUUGCUGUACUCAAUUGAUAGCUGUAAUGUUGGAAUAAUAAUGGACAAGAUGUAUGCAACUAAUUUAAUUCAUAGCAAAGUACAUUAUAAUAUAACAGGUAUUUUAAAGUAUUCUGGGUGUAUUGACUGUGCAUUUAAUGGAUCAUAGAAUAUAGUCACAGAUGUUUUAACUUUAUAUUGCCUAAUAGUAGAAUUGAGAACUAAUCAUGUAUUGAAUUGCUUAUUGUCAAUAGUUAAACAUAACUAAAGUGUUAUUUAGGCAGAACUAAUGAUGCCUAAUUCAAUUUAUCUAUACUCUAUGUGUGAAUCUCAUGUCAAUAGCUGUGUAAGAUCAUAGGACUAAAAUAAUGCAAUGAUUUAUUAUAUAUCUUUAUGUAGAUACCUACCUAUAACGUUAUUGUUAUUUUUAUUUCUAUGAUAGAAAUUAUAAACUUAAAAUUUAUAAUAUUUUUUAUAUUGAAACUUUGGAGCGGUUUUAUUAAUUGUAUAGUUUUAUGUGCCAUGCAAUUUGAUUGUUGGUAAGGUAUAAUGUGUAAGAAUUAUUAUCUUAUACUUAGUAGUAAGUAUAUAAUAUUAAUAAUUAACUAUAGUGUAUACAUACAAUAAAACAUCUGAGUGUUUGGUGUAAGCGUAACCAAU